AUGCUGCAUUUUCCCAGGAAGAACCGCUAUACUAGUAUUUUUUAUAAAGAAGACAACACAACAAGAGACACACAUGACAACAGUGUUCUGUCUGUAAAAGAGGCCGCAGUCACAUUCUCCCUGCUUCUGAACAUAGACAUUCUUGUGUUUUAUGGGUCACAGGUUUACUCCUCUACAACAUCAGAGAGGAUCCCUGAAAGACUGGAGACAGAAGAGAAAGCAGUCCUACUAGAUUUGUGUCUACAAGCAGCACUAGAUCACAGAGAAACAUUCCAGAGAACUGUGAACACACUGCUGUCACUGUUCUCUGUGUAUCAAACUGAGAGAUAUGACAUCCUGCUGGAUCUGUACUCUCAUGUGAAGUACAAUAGGAAUCAAACAGCCAGGAGUGUCCUUCCAUCAUUGCAGCCACUUUACCAGUCAGCUCCUGCAGUCUGGUCCAUAGACCUCUCAGAGAGAAAGACCUCCCUCCUCCUAGAAGUGCUGAAACUCCAACCAGGGAAGAAACCAGUAGAGCUGAAGGGCUGGUCAGAUGAAGAGAGUGAAGUGAGGAGUUUCCUUCAGUGUCUGUCCUACAUCUCACAGCUGAGUCCCACCACAGUUUAUUACCACUCAGCUGACAGUUUCAAUCUCCCCCAGAUACGAGAGCCUCACCAGAGUUACAGCCGGGUCGGUUCAAACAUGAGUUAAUGAGACUCUUUGUUUUCAUUAGGCAUACAUUCCUCUCUUCCCAGGUCCACACAACAUCUAAU
This is a messenger RNA of Oncorhynchus tshawytscha (Chinook salmon), 752 nucleotides long. RefSeq lists its product as uncharacterized. The transcript has 3 exons. The coding region runs from base 1 to 690 and encodes 229 amino acids. The record is from RefSeq and is a predicted model, not a curated record. Lineage: Eukaryota; Metazoa; Chordata; Actinopteri; Salmoniformes; Salmonidae.